Messenger RNA from Aspergillus saccharolyticus JOP 1030-1, 2427 nucleotides. Its product is annotated as transcription factor domain-containing protein. The transcript has 4 exons. Gene Ontology annotation, molecular function: DNA binding; zinc ion binding; DNA-binding transcription factor activity, RNA polymerase II-specific. The record is from RefSeq and is a predicted model, not a curated record. Lineage: Eukaryota; Fungi; Ascomycota; Eurotiomycetes; Eurotiales; Aspergillaceae. The coding region runs from base 1 to 2427 and encodes 808 amino acids. Gene Ontology annotation, biological process: DNA-templated transcription; regulation of DNA-templated transcription.
AUGCAGGCGCAUUAUUUUCGCUCGUCAACUAGCCCGAACCAGCCGGGAGGGUCGUAUGAGCUUCCCCCUGUCCACGCGGUGACUUCGCCGCCAGCGCCUCUUCUUCAACCGCCCGGCCCACCACCACCCGCGGCGGCUUCGUUGCUUUCCGCACCGCCCAGUCGACCCGACAGUGGACUGCGGAUGGGGAUGUCCCAGCUGCUGCAACCCUUGGCUCAACAGUUGCCAACCCCGCAACCCUCCACUGCCGUUACUUCCCUUCCGCCUUACUCGCGUUCGUAUGAGUCCAGUGGUUCGCCCGCAGAGGGGGCUUCGAUCCUCGCCGAUGCGUCUUCACUCUCCGGACAGGGUCCGGGAAUGCUACAGCCGGUAGGUGGUGUGUCCGCUGGACCGCAACCGCAUCAUCAGCAAUCACAGCAGCCUCUGCAGCAGAAGAGGGCGUAUCGGCAGCGGAGAAAGGACCCUAGUUGCGAUGCGUGUCGGGAGCGCAAGGUCAAGUGUGACGCCUCCGAGUCGUCCAGUUGCACAGAAUGCACCAACCGCAAGGUGCGCUGCCAAUUCACUAAGGAAACCAACAGGCGCAUGUCGUCUAUUAAGUUCCUACGAUCGGGGAUGCUGAGGUCGGACAAUCUAAUGGAUCUCGACAUCGAUGCAACGGGCCAACCGCAACUGAAGCUACCGGACAUCGGAUACCGUCCCCCGCGCCGACCAAAGGCGCCCUUGAUGCAGGAUCUGACCGAGGCACGAGUCAACCUGCGCAGGUACGGUCGAGGAAUCCUCAAAGUGCCCCCUCCCUAUCGUCAACGGGGCCCCAAGUCCUUGCUCACCACGGAUCCCCCACAACUCCCACCAAAAGAAGUGGCCAAUCGCUUGCUCGGUCAAUACUAUUCUUGCAUCCAUUCCAUCCUUCCGGUGAUUCACUGGCCGACUUUUGUGGCGGAGUACGAGGAAGUCUAUCAAGCAGGGUCGCUCUUAGGUGUGUCUCGAGAAUGGGCGGCCGUUUUGUUUGGAGUCUUUGCAUGCGGCUCCCUUCAUACCCUGGAACGGAAUCGAGAACAAGAAGGCAAGGAGUUUGUGAAGAUCUGCUGCGGGGUCAUUGAUGUAUGGCAGGACAACUUCACUCUGGAUCAGGCGCGGGCGGCGCUACUCGCCAGUAUCUUCCUCUACGAAGCCAAUUCUCGGUCGGCUAGCUGGGUGUGGAUUGGGUCUGCUGUGCGAGUGGCUCAGGAGAUUGGCUUGCAUUUGGAGUCGGGACCCUGGUCCCCUCUAGAGGGCGAGAUGCGCAAACGAGUGUGGUGGGGGAUGUACACUUGGGACCGGCUUCUUGCGCUAGAGAUGGGCAAGCCAGUCCUGAUCAACGAUCAGGAUUGCGAUGUCGAUCUUCCAUGCCCCGUCGAUGAGCAGUACAUUUCGGAGGGCAAGGUUGUCUCCGAAAGUCCGCAAACGAGUUCGCUCCUCGCGAGCAUCCAUGUUGUCCGGUCGAUCGGACAGCUGUCACGAACCCUGAAGAGCCCAACCAUCAGCCCGGCCACCCUGGAAACUUUCGAGCGACACUUCAGCGCCUGCUUAGCCACAUUCCCUCCUCAAUAUCUACCGCGGUCCGAACAAUACCUCGACCCCCGGUCGCUCGCACCUAUAAUCUACCUCCAGAACGCGCGUCUCCUCCUCCAUCGCCAUAACAUGUCCCCAUACUGCGGCCCCGAGGCGCGUAGGUCGGCGAUGGAGUUUUGCGUGUCGACAGCGCAGGAUACCGCCCGUCUUCUCUCGCGUUGCAUGCGAUCUCCGCCUACGAGCCCGCGUCAUGGACACUCAACAAGCAGCGGUGAGGAUUGGCGACCACUGUUUGCCGCAUCGGCCGGGGCUAUGCUGUGUGUUCAUCUCUGGCGCUGUGUGCUGUUGCUCCUGUUUCGUCAAGAAUAUGCCGCUGCACUGGUCUGUGUACAAGCCAGUUCUGUGAUUGGGGAUUCACGCGCGGUGAACGCGGCUUGCGGACAAUACUUAGCAUUCUUCUUGAAGACCCUCUGCCAGCGCAGCGAGACUAUCAUGCCCGAGCGCGACGAGGAGCUGAUUGCAUAUGUGUCCGGAGAUAUGCAAGGGACGAUUGAGAGUAGCUGGGUCUGGCAAGGAAGCGAAACGGGCUCUCAACUCGAAACGAUGUCACCCCAAAUCAGCAGUCCUGCCUCAUAUGGCCGCCCCGAUACAAUGAUCGCGGAGAAUUGGGAAGGUUGGGAUUGGGUCGAACAAACCGUGCGGUAUAUGAGUGAGAGGCAGCAGCAGCAGCAGCAACAGCAAGAGUUACAACAACAUGCUUCGAAGCCUGCGGAGUCGGCUUACCUGGGCCCUGACGCUGCAGCCACCAGCUCAGAUGCAACCACGCCUCAGUCAAGCUCAUCUCAUUCGCGCAUGACAAUCGCCAGUAUAAUUUAA